Meloidogyne enterolobii is the source of this 243-nucleotide messenger RNA. The record is from the annotation of a GenBank genome assembly. NCBI's taxonomy places the organism in Eukaryota, Metazoa, Nematoda, Chromadorea, Rhabditida, Meloidogynidae.
AUGUUAUUAAUUAGUAAAGGCUUUGCCCUUUUAUUAUUAAUAUUUUUAAAUGCUAACUUAAUUGAAUCAAAAUGCUCCUGGGAUAAUUGCCCUAAAUGGUCAACUAAUUCAUCUGUAAUUAAUGUACAUUUAAUUUGUCAUUCACAUGAUGAUAUGGGGUGGUUAAAAACUGUUGAUGAUUAUUAUACUGGAGGUAUUUUUAGAAAAAAGAGAUUAUUUAAAUUUAAAAUUAAAUUAAAGUAA